AUGUCCACAGCACCACGACAACAUCAUGCGGAGAAUACGUCGCCUACUGGGCAGUAUGCGCCGUCGCUGAUGCCUACGUUGUCCUCGGCCUAUCCGGCCAGCGAAACAUCACCCGCGGGACAAGACCAACAACGACAGAUGGGUGUUCCCGUCAGUUCAUCGAACGGGCAAAAUGUGUACCAAAUGAUGACUCUCGAGACGACCUCGGGAACUGUGCAACUUCCUGUUGACGUUCAAGCAGCAUCGCGAGUUGCGGAUGAAAAGCGGCGGCGUAACGCAGGUGCAAGCGCUCGGUUCCGACAACGACGCAAAGAGAAGGAGAGAGAGGCUUCCACAACGAUCUCCAGACUUGAGCAGCAGAUCAAGAACUUCAGCGAAGACGCCGACUUUUACAAGCGAGAGCGUGACUAUCUCGCAGGAGUGGUACUUCAGGUUCCCGGAGGCGAUCGACACUUUCCACGUCCUCAGUCACCACGACACCGCAGACGUCCAUCGAUAGCCGGAUCGAGCACCAGUGCAAUGGGUUACAUGACGAUGCACGACCAGGAUCGACACAGUCCGGACGACGGCCGAAAUGUUCGACGACGCACUUCGACCAUGUCUCUGCCUCCGCCCCCGCCUCCUCAAUCACAAGUUCCGGCUCCAAUGUCCGCUUCAAAUGCGACGUUUGCGCACCCACACUUCUCACACUCGUACGGACAGCCUUCUGGCCCGCAGCUGCAACAAGGACCUGCUCCGCUUCCUCUGCCUUCGAAUACAGAACGAUGUGGAUGUCCCGACAUUACGAAUGGAGAAGUCGCUCUGCCGAUCCACGGGGAGGACUGGCUUCGGACCUGCAUUCCGCGCGCUGCUGAUACAUACAUCCAGCAAGCCGGCCCAUAUUUGUAG
Molecule: messenger RNA, 888 nt
Organism: Zymoseptoria tritici IPO323
Lineage: Eukaryota; Fungi; Ascomycota; Dothideomycetes; Mycosphaerellales; Mycosphaerellaceae
Exons: 3
Coding region: 1-888 (295 amino acids)
Biological process (GO): regulation of DNA-templated transcription
Molecular function (GO): DNA-binding transcription factor activity
Source: RefSeq, a predicted model, not a curated record